This is a messenger RNA of Anopheles funestus (African malaria mosquito), 1416 nucleotides long. RefSeq lists its product as uncharacterized. Gene Ontology annotation, cellular component: transcription regulator complex; nucleus. Bases 99 to 848 code for a protein of 249 amino acids. The record is from RefSeq and is a predicted model, not a curated record. The transcript has 3 exons. NCBI's taxonomy places the organism in Eukaryota, Metazoa, Arthropoda, Insecta, Diptera, Culicidae. Gene Ontology annotation, biological process: regulation of transcription by RNA polymerase II.
GCUCAUUGCACUAAUCAGCUGUCAACUGGUAACAUCGCAUCUGACAGCUACCAUACAAAUAGAGAAAUGUUUACAGUGUUUACAAAAUAGCCCCAAAAAUGACCUUCGAAGACCAAUUAAUUGCAAAAGUUCGUGAAAAUGAGGUCCUGUACAAUGUGAAAAAUGUUAACUACAGACGGAAAAACGAUAAGGAACGGCUUUGGCAACAGAUCGCAUAUGAACUAAACAGCUCAGUGGAAGUAUGCAAACGUCGGUGGAAAAGUUUGCGGGACAAAUUCAUCAAACUAAGCCGUGUGGAACAAUCGGCAAGAGGAACAUCGGAUGAGGAACAGCCUAAAAAGUGGCAAUACUUCGACAGCUUGACAUUUCUCCAGGGAUACAACAAAGCCUCACUCUCUACAAACAACUUCCUGGAUAAUGUGUACCUCAGCGAGGAAAGAUAUGUCGAUAUCAAGUGUGAACAUCCGCUAGCACGGCAGUUUGUGCGCGAUGACACCACGGUAACAGUCGCUGUGGAUUGCACUUCAGGGAUUGUGUCGGGCGAACGAUUCACAACAGCUGAUGCCCGUAAUCUUACGACAGUGGCACAGGACACAUUGUCACUAUCCGGUGGUACAGGAAGUAGCAGCCGAAAACGUCAGCUAGAUCUCAUCGAAUCAGAAUGCAUCAAAAUCAUACGGACGGCAGCAGAAGCCAUGCAAAUGGAAGCAAAUUCCCACAAUCGACGAAGCAGCACGCAAUUGCUCUUUGAAGCAUUAGCCCAGCGAAUCGAUGAAGCGAAUUUACCGGCCAGCCGACUGAAUGCCAUCCAAACAGCCGUCACCAAUCUGGUGUACUCGUCCUUAUGAACGACAACGGGAGGACGGGAAAAAUUAACAAAUGUGUACUGUAAAUGUGUACGUACUUUAAAUUCGGACAGGUUAACUGGAAGCAGUAACCUUCCGGUUUGCAAUACAAGACAAAGCUGCAAUAUGAUGGAAAUGUUUCGAAAGCAAACAUUAAGUAUCUAAAUUACAAAUACGUAUAUGACUUUUAAGGACGAAAGAGUUGCUCUAGUAGGGGAAACGUUGGGAAAAAAUUUCUUUCCAUUUCCCCAAGCAAACAAAAAUCUCUCUCUUUGGCUAUGGCAAGUGGCGAGGAAACGAAAUAGUAUAGAAUAAUUUUAGUAUGUUACGUUAUCUCUUAGCAAUACACGUACGCUCUUUUUAGACUGCUUAACUAUCGUUCGUAUUAACGGCUUUACUUUGACCGGAACAGGAAAGGAGUAGAAAAGAAAGCGAUGUUAGAACAUCGCUUAGGUACGUUUACUUACGCUAUUUGCUAUUCGAAUACCACAGCAGCAAACAGGUACAACGGUCUACAAAGAUAUAACGAUUACUAAAGGCAAUAAUAAAACGUAUGUUGUAUGCUUUUGAA